AUGUCACCACCAUUUAAAUAUCAACAACCAGAACAUAGAUUAACUUUAAUUCCUGGACCAAUUGAGUUUAGUAAUGAUGUUUUAGCAUCAAUGGCUACUCCAUCUCAAGCUCAUACAUCACCAGAUUUUAUUUAUACUUUUAAAUAUGUUUUACAAACUUUAAGAAAAUUAUUCAAAUCAGAAGAUCCAAAUACUCAAGGUUUUGUAUUAAGUGGUUCAGGUACAUUAGGUUGGGAUGUUGCUGCGACAAAUAUUAUUGAACCAGGUGAUAAAGUUUUAGUAUUAUCAACUGGGUUUUUUUCAGAUUCAUUUGCUGAAUGUUUAAGAGUUUAUGGUGCAAAUGUUGAUGUAUUAACUGCAGAAAUUGGUGAUGUUGUUCCUUUAGAUAAAAUUAAAGAACAAUUACAAAAGGAAAAAUAUAAUGCUAUUACUAUCACUCACGUUGAUACUUCAACUUCAGUUGUUAGUCCAGUUGAAGCCAUAAGUAAAAUUGUUAAAGAAGUAUCGCCAGAAACUUUAAUUAUAGUUGAUGGUGUUUGUUCAGUUGGGGUUGAAAAUUUAGAAUUUGAUAAAUGGGGAUUAGAUUUUGUUUUAACUGCAUCACAAAAGGCAAUUGGUGUACCAGCAGGCUUAUCAAUAUUUUAUGUUAGUGAAAGAGCAUUAGCAAAAGCAUUAAAUAAAGAAAAAGAAACUACGUUUUUUGCAAGUUUGAAAAGAUGGACUCCAAUUAUGAAAGCUUAUGAGAGCGGAUCAGGUGCUUAUUUUGCUACUCCUGCAGUUCAAACUAUAACUGCUUUAAAAACUUCAUUAGAAGAAAUUUUUGAUGAAUCAUUAGAUAAAAGAUUUGAAAGACAUGCAAAACAAUCAGAUGAAUUUAAAACAAAAUGUAAAGAUUUGGGUUUAAAAAUUUUACCAGUUGAUUCAACUGUUGCUGCUCAUGGUUUAACAGCUGUCUAUUUCCCAGAAGAUAUUAAUGGUCCAGAUUUAUUAAAAAAAUUAGGUGAAAAGGGAUUUACUGUUGCUGGUGGUAUUCAUAAAAAAUUAGUUGGUAAAUAUUUUAGAGUUGGUCAUAUGGGUUAUUCAGUUUAUGCUGGUCAUAUUGAUCAAUUUGAAAAAGCCUUGGAGUCAUCAUUGAAAGAAUUAAAGAAUUAA
Molecule: messenger RNA, 1152 nt
Organism: Lodderomyces jiufengensis
Lineage: Eukaryota; Fungi; Ascomycota; Pichiomycetes; Serinales; Debaryomycetaceae
Product: pyridoxal-phosphate-dependent aminotransferase family protein
Exons: 1
Coding region: 1-1152 (383 amino acids)
Cellular component (GO): peroxisome
Molecular function (GO): L-serine:pyruvate transaminase activity; L-alanine:glyoxylate transaminase activity
Source: RefSeq, a predicted model, not a curated record